AUGGCAGUCUUCAAGUUUUCGGCCUCUUCUAAGCUUGCGUCGAUGAAAAAAGAGCUAUUUGAGACUCGCCAGCAAAUGAACAUGACGAGUGCUCAAGACGAGUUUUCGAAGUGGGCUAAGCUGCGUCGUCGGGUGGAUAAACUCUCCCAGCAGGUGGACGAACAGACAUUUAUGUUUGUUCUGAACAGUGCUGUUCCAUUUGUGCUAAACUGGUACUUCAAGUAUGUGCCAAUGUUCUUUUUGCCUCCGGGAGACUGGUUUGGUCCGCUAGGCUACCUGACAACUGUUUGUGGUCGUGUUUUGGCGCUUGUGGGCGACUAUGCUCGAGAGCUUUGUGAGCGCGAGACGAUCCAAGAGAAGCCUGUCUCCGCCGCGCCAUACGAGUCUAAGGCGAAACCGGUGCAGGUGCCGGCUAUUCCAGAGAAGAAGCUGGACGAGACGCCCACCACUAAGGAUGCUGCGAGCACUUUGAAGCGUCGUACCAAGUAG
Molecule: messenger RNA, 489 nt
Organism: Malassezia sympodialis ATCC 42132
Lineage: Eukaryota; Fungi; Basidiomycota; Malasseziomycetes; Malasseziales; Malasseziaceae
Gene: GET1
Exons: 3
Coding region: 1-489 (162 amino acids)
Biological process (GO): tail-anchored membrane protein insertion into ER membrane
Cellular component (GO): GET complex
Molecular function (GO): protein-membrane adaptor activity
Source: RefSeq, a predicted model, not a curated record